GGAUUGGCUACCUCUGGACCCAAUAAACUGGGCUUGAGCCCUGCUUCCUGUAAGAGCGAGGUCAGACCACGGAGAAGCCGGAAGAGUGCGCUUGCGCCUGCUUCGCGCGGCAAUUUCGUGGUGCAGUGCAUGGGACAUCGUACACUAUACUCCGUCCCGUCCCUCUGGGCCUCCAUCCCAUGUCCACGCUCUGAGCUGCGCCUGGAUUUGGUUCUGGCUUCCGGACAGUCCUUCCGGUGGAGGGAGCAAAACCCUGCGCACUGGAGUGGUGUGCUGGCGGACCAGGUAUGGACACUGACCCAGACUGAGGAGAAGCUCUACUGCACUGUGUACCGAGGGAAAAAAGGCCAGACUGGGAAGCCCACACCAGAAGAGCUAAAGGCGGUGCACCGGUACUUCCAGCUGGAUGUCAGUCUGGCUCAAUUGUAUAGCCAUUGGAGUUCUGUGGACCCCCACUUCCAAGAGGUGGCUCAGAAAUUCCAAGGUGUUCGACUCCUACAACAGGAUCCCAUCGAGUGCCUUUUCUCCUUCAUCUGUUCCUCCAACAACAACAUUGCCCGCAUCACUGGCAUGGUGGAGCGGCUCUGCCAGGCUUUUGGACCUCGACUCAUGCAGCUCGAUGAUGUCACCUACCAUGGCUUCCCCGGCCUGCAGGCCCUGGCUGGGCCAGAAGUGGAGGCUCAGCUCAGGAAGCUGGGCCUUGGGUACCGUGCCCGCUUUGUGAGUGCCAGUGCCCAAGCCAUCCUUGAACUGGGCGGGCUUCCCUGGCUUCAGCAGCUGCACAAGGCCCCCUACGAAGAGGCCCACAAGGCCCUCUGCACCCUGCCUGGGGUGGGCACCAAGGUGGCUGACUGCAUCUGCUUGAUGGCCCUAAACAAGCCCCAGGCCGUGCCCGUGGAUGUCCACAUGUGGCAGAUCGCCCAACGUGACUACAGCUGGCACCCUACCACAACCCAGGCCAAGGGUCCAAGCCCCCUGGCCAACAAGGAACUGGGAAACUUUUUCCGGAGCCUGUGGGGCCCUUACGCUGGCUGGGCCCAAGCAGUGCUGUUCAGUGCUGACCUGCGCCAACUCUACCAAAAGCCACCAGCAAAGCACAGAAAGAGAUCCGCACCUAAAGACUAGGUGGGGGGCACAGGACAAAGUGAUUCUCCCAAUACCUUUUCUCUUCAUUCCCUGUUAUUCUCCCCAAUC
Molecule: messenger RNA, 1194 nt
Organism: Pteronotus mesoamericanus
Lineage: Eukaryota; Metazoa; Chordata; Mammalia; Chiroptera; Mormoopidae
Gene: OGG1
Product: 8-oxoguanine DNA glycosylase
Exons: 8
Coding region: 130-1125 (331 amino acids)
Biological process (GO): base-excision repair; nucleotide-excision repair; base-excision repair, AP site formation
Cellular component (GO): nucleus
Molecular function (GO): 8-oxo-7,8-dihydroguanine DNA N-glycosylase activity; damaged DNA binding
Source: RefSeq, a predicted model, not a curated record